Messenger RNA from Columba livia (rock pigeon), 3693 nucleotides. RefSeq lists its product as uncharacterized. NCBI's taxonomy places the organism in Eukaryota, Metazoa, Chordata, Aves, Columbiformes, Columbidae. The transcript has 6 exons. The record is from RefSeq and is a predicted model, not a curated record. Bases 295 to 2655 code for a protein of 786 amino acids.
AGCAGCAGCAUGGACCUUAGUUUUGGGGGGCUUUAAUGGGGCAGGAGUAGUUUAGGUUUUGUAGGGCUUUUCUUGUGUAUUCUUCCCUACAUCACUGUCUCUUAAAGGUCAAAGUUAAUUUGUGGACCUUUGACCUAAUAGAGUGAGUAGGGUCUGUAGGCUUUUCGGUGCUUACAAGAGCUGGGCUCGCCUUUCUAGAUGGAAACUGAAGAGAACUGCAGUGGUCCUGAAAGCUUCCUGGUGCUGUAGGCUGAACUGUGUGCUAGUUUGUAACAGUGUCAAAAAAAAUUAAAAAUGAAUACUGCCUCAACUUCAGAAAGUAAAUCAUAUUCCACAAACCACUCAAGACCCUUUUUUUAUGCACAGCCAACAGUACAACAACCUUUUUCAAAUCCAUGGUACCCCAGUCAUGCGUACAGUCCGUACUGUGUACCUGCUCCAGGCUUUCGAAGUGGAAAUCCUUAUUUUCCAUUUUACUCUGUUGCACUGCAUGAGUACCCUGGAUUUCUUGUUCCACAGCAUCCAAUGCAUGCAAGAGUUAACAGAAGGCAUUAUUUUAAUGCUCCUCCACCUUCCCCUAUGUUUUAUCAUGCAACAAGAUUUAGACACUAUAGUACCUCUGGGAAAAAAAUGGAGACAAAAGAAACACAGACUGAUCCUAGGCAGCCUGAAGACAAGCAAAAAAAGCAUCAAGAUAUCCGUACUGAAACGAAAGGUUGUGAUGCAGGAAAUAUGGCCUGUGUUUCUUCUGGUAUAGGUACAGAGACUGAAAGUACUUCAGAGAAACAAGAUUCACCUGGAUCUUCCAUUGGAGUAGACAGAGAGUUUCAUAACAAGAGCCCUUCCAGCUCUACACAGUAUAGAAAUCUUCCUACUGGAAGCUAUGCCUUUGAGAAGGAAGAAGUGAGGAUAGAAUAUGGAAAUGGCUCUCCAGCUAUUCAACUGUGGAAGUCCUUUAAAGAAACUAUCCCAUUGUAUGAUGUGGCAAGUGGUAAACCAGUCCCAGAGAAUAUGGUGCAGCGUGACUUAUUUUCUGUUAGCUCAUGUGAAGGAGUGAUAUAUGGCCCUCGUGAAGGGGAGAAAAUGGUGCCAGCAGCUUCCUUAGAUGAGAGAAAAGCUGUUCUCUCCUCAAAACAGGGUAUUGAAACUGUGCAAGAAAGAGAGGUCCAAAAUAAUGAAGUGAAACUGGAUGCAGAAAAGCAGGUGAAUACAAGUCAAAGGGCAAAAUUGCCCCCAGGUGAAACCAUGGCAGUGCAAAUCGCAGAGUUGGCAAGAACUGUUAGCAUAGAUCAACCAGUGGCAGGAGCUAAGAAAUCUAGCUCUAAAAAAUCUGCAGGCUCAAAAACUUCUCAAGAAGAGCCCAGCUUUAUGCAACAAGCAGGACUACUUCCAUCUAGUAUGGAGGUAAUAAGUGACUUGAGUUUUCAGCAGAAAAAGAUGAAUCUAAGCCACAGUGUGAUGAAUGACAGUCAAAUGGAUAAAAGUGUUUGGUGUGACGAAUCAAUUGAGAAGUACAUUCCCUCUAAUGAUUGGCUGGGUUGUAUGGACACAAGCUACAAUUAUGAUGUUUGUUUGCCACAAAGGAAACAUCAAAGUGUACUCAGUCUUUCUUCUGAUGACAUGUCCUCUAGAGAGGAAGGCUCAUCAAUUGAUAAUGCCCCAGUGUCUUAUUUUGUUCCUGACUAUGUGCUUCAGAAAAGCAUGUAUACUUUCCAGAAAAAUACAGAGGGUUUGGAGAAAGAGAAAAUUAAAAGUGGUGGGUCCCUUAAUGAAGAUGAAGUGCUAGGAAGGGAGCAGAUGAACAGCUCGAAUGACCAAAAUGUCAAAAACUCUCCAACUAUGAAGAAGAAACAAGCUUCUGGUAAAGGUAGAAAGCUGGGAGCCCUGCCUAGAUCUUCUAGUCAGAAUAAAGUCAGUUCUCUCAAGAAAAAAGCAGCUAAGAGUUUGUCAGAAGUUGAGGACUCUGAAGAAUGCUCUGUGAGGGGAGAAGAGGAGGAUGAAGAUGGAGAGGAGGAGGAGGAGGAGGAGGAGGAGGAUGAUGAUGACAUGGAUGAAACAGAAUAUUUAUUUCAAGAAGCUACUCCAUAUGGAAUCUUGACACCUGGUAAAGGAAGUUUCUACCCAGUUAGCCACAGGGUACUUUGGAAACCACCUAAAAAUGCUAUACCAGCUCAAUUAAUUAGCUGGCCUGCUCAAGAGACAAUAAAAACUAGGUGUGGGCUUCGUGAAAACAUUGGUAUAGUUUACAAGACAAAGGAGAAAGAAAAAGAUGAAGUUCUAUACAGUGACUAUGGGUAUUAUGGAAGAAAGAGGCCUAUGGCAAAAAGAGAAGGACUUGAACACCAGCGAAUGCUACGGAAGUGCUUGGGAGGAAGGUUGUUAAGGGAGAACAUGGGCAUACUACCUGAAGAGUAUUGGAUUAGAAGUGGUGCUAAACCCAAAUUUACCAGCCAAACACAUGGUAGUCUCUCACCUCUAGCCAAGAGCAAAGAACAAGGGUGCCCACCUCUGGUUAAACCAAAGAAGAAAAGAAUAGGCAAGCCACCCUCAAAACGCAGAGACACAAGAUGUGAGAUGGAAGAAGCAUGGGAGAUGCCUAAAAGCAGUGUACACAAAGGGCAUGGAACAAGAAAGUCCCUCUAUAAGAGAAGAUAACUAAAUAUUGGGGCAGGAGGGGAAAAAAGUAUCAGUUUUGCAUAACUCAAAAACUCAGUUACUAUUCUCUUGUAUAUUUUGUAAAUUGCUGUGCACUCUUAAAGGGUAAGAACUAACACUGUAAAGACUGAGGACACUACUGAAAUGCAAUGAAGUAUUUAACACUAAAAUCACACUUUUACAACUAGCACAUCCACUAUUUAAAUAAUAAAUUUAAUAGAAUUGCACCUUGAGACUUCUUGUAUUCCAUCUAUUCAUGGAAGCAAAAAAGCUAAUGAUAUGGAUGUGUAUGCAUCAAUACUACUAUGGCAUACUAUUUACUGCUGCCCUGUUCUUAAAUUCUGCAGGAUUAUGAGGCCUGUCAAGUUCAUCAUAUCUGAUAGUCAGUUUGUCUGUAUGAUGUGGACAUAGGUACAAGAUUCCCUUCCAUCAGCUGGAUUUUUGGCUGGAUUUAUUUUUGCCAAAGUGUAUAGGAAUGUAGUUAAAGCUGUAUCAUGUCAAAAAUUUACAUGAAAUUCCAAGGUAGUUCCUCAGAUAUUAAUCUCUUCAUAUGCAUGAUUGAGGACUAAAACUAAAGCACUGAUUUGAUGUGAUGCUUCCCCUUCCUCCCCUUACUUUUCUGUGGAGACUUCAGAGUCCUCAAUGCAGACUCUGAGCUGGAAAGAUGGACUCUGAAAGUGAAACAGAACUUUCUAUAAGUGCUGUGCCCUGUUCUGUGACUUCCUAUUGAUGACUUCUUCUAUUACAAUUUAUACUGACCUUGGCAAGUCACUACAGAGAAGUUCGUUUAUAAAACUAAGAUGAUAAAACUAGGUUUCUGAGCUAUCUUAUGAAUAAUGGAAAUAGACUUAUCUAGAUGAGGUGGAUGGCUCAAAAAUGUGUGAUCUUUUUCAUGUCUACAAAAGCUAGUAUCACCAUGUGAGAAGAAUAAACAUUCUACUGCCAUUCUUGGAUGAUUCCCAAGUAAAGUGCUAGAGUGAGUGAAAAAGAUAGGGAACGCUGUAUUUAAAAAAAAAAAAAAAAAAAAAAAAAAAACAA